ACUUCCCAUUUUCCAUUUCUGCAGGAAAAAUGCAGGAAAGUAAAUAUAUCCUUUCUGGAGGAAAUGUCACGGCUCAACCGCAGGUUGGAAGAGGCGACUGCCUCCUUCAAGCAACUUGACACCAAAAUAAACGAAAUCUCCGGCCAGAUUAUUCAUCUAGGUGAGGAACUAGAACGCAAAAAUGCUCCUCGUGAAAAUCUUCAAAACGCCCGGAGGCUCAUUUUAGAAUUCUCUAAGUUCGUUGGGGCUGGAGGCGGCACGUUUUCAAAUCUUCCUGUAAACUCUCCAGCUGAGGAAACUUCGUUACUCGAAAAAACCUCUAGCAUCCGAACUCUUAGCGCACUCUGUCUAGAGUUACCAGAUGAUGAACGCUUUCUUGGUGCCAAGCAGAGGAUAACAGUGGCCAGUCAAAACCUAGAGAAUCUAUUAGUCAAACGUUUCCGCUACAACUUUUCUAUUGGAAAUUGGGAGAUGAUGCGUUCCAUCGCGGAAGUCCUCGCCUGCACCAAAAGUCAUUCCGUCUGCGCAGAGGUCUUUAUUGAUGAGAUGCUCAAGGUAAGGUCAAUCUAG
Dibothriocephalus latus is the source of this 570-nucleotide messenger RNA. The record is from the annotation of a GenBank genome assembly. NCBI's taxonomy places the organism in Eukaryota, Metazoa, Platyhelminthes, Cestoda, Diphyllobothriidea, Diphyllobothriidae.